AUGGGGGCCGCCUCCGCUCCCGCCUCUCAACCCCCCUGCUCCAACCACCCCCCUCCCCUCCCCCCCCCCCCCCCUUUUUUUUCAGGACCUAUCGGUGUGUGCGUGUGUGUGUCGCUACCUCCGCACCGCAUCAUCCGAGAGGACCCUCUGGCGCCGCGCCUACUGCAUCCGGUGGGGUCCCCCUCCCCCUCUGCUCCUCACUCCCCCCUCUCUCCCCGCACCCCCCUUGUUCUCCCCACCAGGACCUAUCGGACCUGUCAGUGUGUGCGUGUGUGUGUCGCUACCUCCGAUCCGCAUCAUGCAGGAGACUCUUUGGCGCCGCGCCUACUGCAUCCGAUGGGGGCCGCCUUCCCCUCCUCCCACUUAUCCCCACUCCCCUCCCUUACCCCCUGCGCACCCGCAUGCCCCCCUCUCCCCCAACACCCCCCCCACCAGGACCUCUCGGUGUGUGCGUGUGUGUGUCGCUACCUCCGCACCGCAUCCUCUGAAGAAAACCUCUGGCGCCGAGCAUACUGCAUCCGAUGGGGGCCGCCUCCCCCCCCUCCACCCUCCUCCACCCGCUCUGUUUUGGACGGACGAGGCGGGUCGGGCGGGAUGGGGGGAGGGGGAGGAGGAGGGGAAGGAAGUGGAGGAGGUGGGGGAGGAGCAGGAGGAGGAGGGGCAGCAGGAGCACAAGCACGUAGCCAUUGGAAACGUCUGUAUUUUGAGAGGGACCGGGGCGAAAUGAAGGAGUUUGUAGCGGACUCCCCUCAGGACCUGCGGGGAUUCUAUGCCCAGCUGCAAGCUGCCAAGCGCAACCUGGUGCCGCGGAGGGACCAGGUGUACGAUGAGCUGGUCCACGUCACGUCUGACCUGGCACGAGCUGUCGCGGAGUGGCGCCAGCAGAACAAGCUACCAGAGAGGGUGGAGGAAGCGCAUCGGUGCACUGGGGGCAACUGCACGUUUCACCGCAUUGAGAAUGUUUUCCUGUGCGAGAAGACAGGCAGGGCGCAUGGUGAGUGUUGGAGAAACGAGUCUAGAAGACAGGCCAGGCGCAUGGUGUGUGUGUGGGUGGAGCUCAUGGGAGAAGGAGAGGAGUGCAGGCGGCAGGUGGACGAGCUUCAGCAUGCACUUGUGUGUGAUGACAACUGCGCUGAGCUGCCAGAGGACGCAGAGGGUCAGAUGCUCGUGUGUGCUAUUGGCCAACAUCUGCCUGUGUCCCCCUGCCUACCCCUCCUGCCGACCUCCAUCCCUAUCUUUCCCCCCACUCUCCCAGUGUGUGACGACAACUGUGCAGAGCUGCUAGAGGACGCAGAGAGCCCGACGCUCGUGUUGUGUGACGACAACUGUGCGGAGCUCCUAGAGGACGCAGAGAGCCAGAUGCUCGUGUGUGCCAUCAGCGGGCGGUGUGUGGACCGCAUGUUGAGCCCUCAAGAGGAGUUCGACCACCAGAGGGUGAGUGUGGAAAAGGUUGCCUGUCCGUGGGGCAUGUGUGUGUGUUGCACGUGUGUGUGGGCGGGACGGUGUGUGGAUCCCAUGCUCAGUCCCCUAGAGGAGUUGAAACACCAGAGGGCUGCAGAAGAGGCAGCGUCCACAUGCCAGCCAGAGGAGCUACAGGAGCCCUUUAUGGGAGCGGGGAGGUUUGGUGAGUAA
Molecule: messenger RNA, 1632 nt
Organism: Closterium sp. NIES-65
Lineage: Eukaryota; Viridiplantae; Streptophyta; Zygnematophyceae; Desmidiales; Closteriaceae
Source: the annotation of a GenBank genome assembly